AUGUCGGCCGUGGUGGCGCAGCCCGUGGCCGUUCUCGGCUGCCGGCCGGGGGUCGCCGGCGGCGUCUGCUUCUUGGAGGAUCAGGUCGUGCUGCACGUGGUGGGGGCGGGCUGCGUACAGCUCCACCUCAAGCAGAAGUGGCACAAGUUCAUCCCAGGCAUCGAGAAGACCCGGGGCGUGCAGACGAUGGCCAUAAGCCCCGACCGGCGGUACCUGGCAGCCGCAGAGACGGUAGCGGAUCAGCCGGUGCUGACGGUCUACGACCUGUCGUCGGUGCCGGCGCGGCGGCGGAGGACGCUGUCUGCCGCCGAGCUGCCGGAGCGUAUAGCGGUGUCUCUGGCCUUCUCCCCCGACUGUCAGUACCUGGCUGCAGCCACGGCGCCCCCCGAGGGGCACCUCACCUUCUGGCUCUGGGAGAAGCAGCGGCUGAUGGCUGCCAUCCGCCUCGAGGUCCCGGGCAGCAGCGUCUGCCAGGUGAGUUUUAGUCCUCAAGACAAUGCACAGGUUUGUUUCACCGGAAAUGGCUUUUUUAAACUUUUUAAGUACAGUGAAGGAACUUUGAAGCAGAUGAAUUUAAAAAAGGGAAUGCCACAAAACUACUUGUGCCAUACCUGGCUGUCCAAGGAGGAAGUUAUAUGCGGUACUGACACAGGCAAACUUAUCUUGUUUGAAACUGGAGAUCUGCUCUGGGAGACAAGUGUAGAGUACAGAAAACCACACAGGGAAUUAGAAGAAGAUGCGACAACAGAAUAUGAGUGGUAAGUCUGUUAAAUACUAAUAAUUUCAUGCUUGUUCAUGCAGAUUAGUUGCAGGUCAUUCACUUAUUUCCUUCUUGUCCAGUUUGUGAAUAAUAUUUUGAUUGCUGCUGAUAAACAUUUUUUUGUUUGUCCUUCAGUAUUCUUAUGUCUUUAUGCAUUUCCUGCUUGCAUUUUUUCUGUUAGUUCCAGUGUUGAUAAUGGUUCACAACAGGAUUCUUUGCCUCAAAUAUCUGCAAUUGCAGCUUAUUCCAAAGGAUUUGCAUGUUCAUCUAGCCCAGGAAUUGUUCUGCUAUUUGAGAAGACCAGGGGAAAGGAACUCUACGAGGAGAGUCAAGAAAUCUGGCUUCCUAAGGACCAGUUCAGCAGUGAUCCAAAAAAGUCAGGCAGACAGAACAUUAUAUGUAUAUGCUUCAGCCCCUCAGAGGAAACAAUGGUUGUUAACACACAUAAGAAUCAGCUUUACAUGUUUACUAUGCUCACCACUGAUUUCAUGAAGGAGAGGAUUGCUUAUUUUAAAUAUCUGACUUUCCCAUUGCAUUCUGCUUCCAUUACUGGUCUGGACAUCUGUGUUUGGAAAUCCAUUCUUGCCACUUGUUCCCUGGAUAGAUCUGUCCGCAUCUGGAAUUACCAGACAAACACUUUGGAGCUGUAUAAGGAAUACUGGGAGGAAGCAUACACAGUAUCACUUCAUCCCACUGGCCUUUUCUGUUUGGUUGGAUUUUCUGACAAGCUACGAUUUAUAAGUCUACUGUAUGAGGACAUGCAUGUCUUCAAGGAGCUUGCUGUGAUAAAGUGUAGAGAGUGUUCAUUCAGUAGCAGAGGACAUCUUUUUGCUGCAGUUAAUGGAAAUGUCAUUGAAAUUUAUUCCAGCAUCACCUUUGAGAAUAUUAAUAAUCUGAAAGGACAUAGUGGGAAGAUACGUUCAGUUAAGUGGAGUGCAGAUGAUACUAAAUUUAUCUCCUGUGACACACAUGGUGCUGUGUAUGAGUGGAACUUGUCAACAGGUGAAAGGGAGACAGAUUGUGUGCUCAAGUCCUGCAGGUACAGCAGCAUUGACCUGUCUUCUGAUGCCAAAGUCAUCUUUGCUGUUGGAUCUGACCAAACUCUCAAAGAAAUUUCAGAGUCUUCGAUCCAGCAUGAAGUGCCUGCUUUUGAUGUUGUUUAUACUGCAGUAGCUGUUUCUCAUUCUGGGCACACGGUAUUUGUUGGUACGUCUCUGGGGACAAUUCGAGCUAUGAAGUACCCAUUACCUUUGACAACGGAUUUCAAUGAGUAUCAGGCCCAUGCGGGUGCUGUUACAAAGAUGUCCAUAACAAAUGAUGACCAAUUUCUGUUGACUGCCUCAGAGGAUGGCUCUAUAUUUAUCUGGAAAGUCUACGAGAAAGGAGGUGGGAUAGUGAAAUGGCAGAAGGAAGCUGAGUAUGCUGAGGAAGUGUUGAUCCUGAGGUCAGAUAUAAAAGAGAAGAGUCAGGCAAUGCUGGACCUGCAGAUUCGUGAGAAAGAGCUACAGACAGAAAAGUAUUACCAACUAAGUCUCAAGGACAUGUACUAUAAUGAAAAAAUAAAGGAAUUAGAAGAUAAUUUCACUCAGGAAAUAAGUUCCCUUAAAACCAAACACCAGAAUUUACAGAGAGAGAAAGAAAACCAGGAACAACAACACCAGCUGCAAGUGUCUGAGCUGAUGGAUAAACAGGCCAGGGAGAUGCAAAAGCUAGAAUCUGACAGUAAUCAGAAACUCUUAAUGGAAAAUGAGAAAUACCAGGAGAUGCAUGAGAAAUACCAAAAGAUGCAGGAGGAAUAUGAGAAACAACUACACAGCUUGGAAGAACGCAAAAGCAAGGCUGUGAAGGAACUAACAGCAUACUAUGAGGAAAAACUUAAUGAGAAAUCUGUUCUGCUGAAAGAGACAGAGGAGGAUAUGAGGCAGCAGCUUCGAGCACAUGAAGAAAUUAAGAAACAGAUUUAUGAAGAUGAAGACCAAGAAAUCAUGGAAAUCAAAAUUAAGUAUGAGCGACAACUCUGGGAAGAAAAGCAGUCCAACAUGCAACUGAAAGGAGAAAUUGGAGUCAUGAAUAAAAGGUUGAACAGCCUACAGAAAGAGCUCAAAGAGCGGAACAGGUGCAUUGAGGAAAUGAAAUUGGCACAGCAGAAGCUGCAACGCUUCACUAAGUCACUGGAAGAUGACAUCUUGUCACUGAAGAAUGAUAUUCAAGAGAGAACUGUCACUAUCCAAGACAAGGAGAAGCAUAUAUAUGACCUAAAAAAGAAAAACCAGGAAGUGGAAAAGUGCAAGUUUGUACUGGAUCACAGAAUAGCGGAGUUGAAGAAGCUAAUAGAGGCACGUGGAAAUGAUGUUAAAAUAAUGAAGAAGCAGAUCUAUGAGACGGAGGGCGAGCUGGAACGAUUCCACAAGGAGAGCACACAGCUGAAGCUGAACGUCACGCAACUGCAACAGAAACUAAAGGCAACUGACAAUGAGAUGCAUAGGGAGAGGCAGAAGAAGCAAAAUAUGGAAGCUCUCAUCAAACGAUUUAAAGCAGACCUUCAUAAUUGUGCGGGCUUCAUUCAGGAACCGAAAAAGCUGAAGAAUGGGAUCCGUGAGCUCUACACCAAGUAUGUGCAAGAAUCAGACUUGGAGGAGACUGAAACGGCACAAAAAGAUUUGCAGCCCGAGUGCAUGAGACAGAGAGAGUACCUCGAGAGGAGUUUGGAAGCUUUAAAAAAGAAGUUGGUGAAGAAUCAGGAAACUCACCGAGGUGCUUACUUGCGCAUUAUGCAGGAAAACAUGUGUCUGAUUAAGGAAAUUAAUGACUUGCGGCAAGAACUGAAGGCAGCCCUCACCCAGCUACAUCACCUCAAGUCAACACUGAAAUUAACCAAGAAAAGAGAAGCAAUUCAAGACAUAGCUCCCCCAAGUGAACCGCUGCCCAGCCCAGCUGUCCUGAGGUUGAAUGCAGAAAAGGAAAAUGAGAAAAUCAUAGAAAUGCAGCAGCUAGAAAUUCAGUACCUGCGAAACCAAAUCCAGGAGAGGGGGCAAAGCCGUGCAGUUCAGCUUCCUGAGCUGAAUCUGGAAGAAAGUCACAAGGCACAGCAACAGUGAUCUAGUUCAAGCAUGUCUUACAUUAUUGUAUCAUCCUGGCAACAUCAGAAAUGCAGCAGCAUAGAUUAGACUUCUGUGAUUCUAUACUCUUUCCAUUAGAAGCAUUCGUGCAGCACUCACUACUCUGAACGCAAGGCAACAACUUCACUCCUUCCCCUUCUACUUUCCUGGAAUCUUCCCUUUCCAUGAGGCCAAGGAGCCAAGAGAAAAAGAAUAAAUUUGUGUUAGUGCAAAACUGA
Pezoporus occidentalis (night parrot) is the source of this 4097-nucleotide messenger RNA. RefSeq names its product cilia and flagella associated protein 57 (gene CFAP57). The record is from RefSeq and is a predicted model, not a curated record. Gene Ontology annotation, molecular function: protein binding. The transcript is spliced from 21 exons. Lineage: Eukaryota; Metazoa; Chordata; Aves; Psittaciformes; Psittacidae.